AGUUGCGGUCUGGAUUUGGUCUCACUGCACUGAGUCUGCGAGACAGAUGUCAUUCCUGAGGAGCCAGCGGCGCAGAAGUGACGCCGCUGACAGUUUGGACAGUCAGUUGGCAGACGGAAGGUGUUCCGGCUUGCUCCGGUAUUGUCUCCUAUGGUCUCACGGUCAGCGAUGUCAACCCCCAAGACCCAGUCCGGAGACGGUCCCCCUACCGCCAAACCGAAAGCAGUGCUGUCUCUGGACCUGAGCGGCGACUACGACUCCGACUCGGCUCCGCUGCCAUCGGUGACCGGCACCCGCUCCUGUCGUCACUCGGUCUCCUCCUGUACCGAUGUGACCUCUGAGAAGACGCCGCUGCUGGCACCGCCCCGCCCGGAGCCCUGCGGCGGCAGCGCGGACCCGGCGAGCGCCGCGCCCAGCGGCGGCCGCUGCAGCUCCCACCUGGGCCUGCUGCUGGCACUGUUCGCCGCCUUCUGCUCGUCAUUGGUGAACGCACUCGUCAAAGGCCUGUCCUCGGUGGACCCGGCGGCCCUGUCGGCGUUCCGUUUCGCCAUCCUUCUCGUCCCGGCGAUGGCCGUGGCCAUUCGUCGUGGCACGUCCAUCUUCCCGCGCGGCCGCCGGCGCACGAUGCUGGUCCGCUCGGUACUCGGCACCGCCGGACUCGUGCUCAAGUUUUACGCGAUGCGUCUAAUGCCUCUGGCCGACGCUAGUGUGAUCGUGCUCAGCGUGCCCGUCUUUGUGGCCGUGUUCGCGCGCCUGUGGCUGAAGGAGCCGUUCACGUGGGUGAACGCCCUCACCAUCGCCGGCACGCUCGCGGGGAUCGUGCUGAUCGUGCGGCCGCCGUUCCUGUUCGGCGGCGGCACCGGCGAGGGCUACAGCGCGGUCGGCCCCGUGCUGGCCUGCACGGCCACGGUGGUGACGUCCAUCACGUACGUGUCGCUGCGCCAGCUCCGUGACGUGCACUACUCGGCCACGGUGUCGGUGUUCAGUCUGACGGCCGUGCCGCUGUCGGUGAUCGUGUGGCUGACCGUGGGCGACCGCUCGCUGCCCACCACGGCGCUGCCCUGGCUGCUGGUGCUCGCUGUCGGCGUGCUCAGUUUCCUGGUGCAGAUGUGUUUCACGAAGGCGUGCCAGCUGGAGCUGGCCGGCCCGGUGGCGGUGGCGCGCACCACCGACAUCCUGUACGCCGUGGUCUGGCAGGUGGUGUGGUUCGACCAGGUGCCCGGCAUGUACUCCUUCAUCGGCAUGGCGCUGGUCGUCAUCUCCGUGCUCCUGGUGGCGGCCAGGAAGUGGUACGAGGCACGACACAGCCAGCAGAAGAAGCCCACCGAGGGUGACUGAGCUUAGAAUCGUCGUUUUCUGUCAAACGAACCGUGAUACUUAGUGGACGUCAAAUAGGUAUGUUAAAUAUGAUGUCCAAUGGUUACACCUAUAUAGAAAGUGGGACGGGAAAAGGGUGCCGGAGCAAUACGGCACAUUGAACUUGCGAGGCUGCAUAAGGAUGCGAGACCCUAUGGGUAUGUUCUCCCUCAUUACAAACCACCUUCCUCCGAUGAUGUUGGUUUAUCAUUUGGCUCGCAAUAUUUAUAUUGUGGUUUCAAACGUUUUACCGGUAGGUAUUACCUAUGAUAUUGAUAUGUCGAAUAUCUUGCGUGACUUUCAUAAGCAGCCCUGCUAAAGCAAUUAACACCAGGAAUGGUGAACCGAAAGGUCCGGUCGCAGUGAAAUUGUAGCGUCGCGUCGUGUGAACUUUUUUAAUAAUGCAAUGCCUGAUGUGCAGGCACGCACAAUUACCGCAUAUUUGAAAUAUGUGUUCAACUGUCCACAUAUAGGUACACAUUGUAACUACACAUAAAUGACUAAGCAUGAGUCAUAUUUGCUCUCUUGACGAGUUGACAGUGUCCGGAUGUGAUUGUCGGGCCUCGGGAAAUCCUGGGUCCUGCAGACAUACCCAGUCACCGGACAGGGAAAGGAAGCUGCGAACGGCGCGGUGGAGGGAAACGUCGCUACAUCAGCAAUCCGCCUCACGCGUCCGGUCAUCGUGCACCGUGCACAAAAACGUGCAGAGGGUCAGGGUCCUGGCUGCACCCUAAACGGCUGAGCGUUAGUGGUAUGUUCCAUCUACAUGACAGAAACGUAACUACUGAUGUUUCUAUCAUGUUAGGGUUAGCAAAGCUUUGACACCAGAAUGUGCUCAUCCCAAAGCACGCUUAAAAUGAAUUGAAAACUGAUAUGAUUUCGCGCUUCGAUCCUUAGCGAACCAAUAAAUAAACAUCAUUGUUUAUUCAAA
Molecule: messenger RNA, 2287 nt
Organism: Amphibalanus amphitrite
Lineage: Eukaryota; Metazoa; Arthropoda; Thecostraca; Balanomorpha; Balanidae
Product: solute carrier family 35 member G1-like
Exons: 2
Coding region: 151-1338 (395 amino acids)
Cellular component (GO): membrane
Source: RefSeq, a predicted model, not a curated record